Molecule: messenger RNA, 670 nt
Organism: Cuscuta epithymum
Lineage: Eukaryota; Viridiplantae; Streptophyta; Magnoliopsida; Solanales; Convolvulaceae
Source: the annotation of a GenBank genome assembly
UGCCAAUAUGCGUGCAGAGAUAAAAGAAAUGAAAAUAAAUCAAGAUGCAAUGCUAAAGAAGAUUCUGAGUCUUGUGAAGGAAAUAUCAAAGACAAAAGGAAAGAAGGAAGUGAUGAAGGACAGAGAGGACAUGGAAGAUGAAGCUAUGAAGGAUAUCAGUGAUGAGCACAGUAGCACGGAUGGCAAUGAGAGUGAAAGCUCUGAAGAAGAUUCUCAGGAGAAUGACAAGGAUGAAGCUAUGAAGGAUGUGAGUGAUCAGAAAAGUAGCACGCCUGACAACGAGAAUGAAAGCUCUGAAGAAGAUUCUCAGGAGAAUGACAAGGAUGUGAGUUAUCAGAAAAGUAGCACACCUGACAACGAGAAUGAAAGCUCUGAAAAAGAUUCUCAGGAGAAUGACAAGGAUGAAGCAAUAAAGGAUGUGAGUGAUCAGAAAAGUAGCACUCCUGACAAUGAGAAUGAAAGCUCUGAAGAAGAUUCUCAGGAGAAUGACAAGGAUGAAGCAAUAAAGGAUGUGAGUGAUCAGAAAAGUAGCACUCCUGACAAUGAGAAUGAAAGCUCUGAAGAAGAUUCUCAAGAGAAUGACAAGGGGAAGCAGAAAGAUGAGCAGCAAGCUGAUGAUACAGAAGUUGACAAUGAAACAAUUGCCCAAAGAAUUGCUAAAAUGAAGAAC